AUGAAUAUUUUUUAAAUAAACAUUAAGUUGAUUUGUAAAUAGUAUUUUAAGAAUAUCAGCUCGCGAUUAUAGUAGUUUUUGUUCAGUAAUGUUAGUAAAUUAGCCCGUGUUUUCGCGCACUGCUGUAGGCUAACUUGAUAGCUUUUUUGUAGAACCAAAUGAUGGAAUUAGCCUGAUAUCGGCAAAUCCUGCCAACAAGAUGUCAAAGCGGCCGUCUUACGCCCCGCCCCCUGCUCCAGCCCCCACUACACAAAUGCCCACCACCCCUGGGUUUGUGGGGUACAACCCAUACAGCCAUCUGGCCUACAACAACUACAGGCUGGGAGGAAACCCCGGCGGAAACAACAGGGUAAUGAAUUCCUCUGGGAUUACGGUUCCCAAGCCGCCCAAACCUCCCGAUAAGCCUCUGAUGCCCUACAUGCGGUACAGCCGGAAGGUAAGCAGGAAGGUUUGGGACCAGGUGAAAGCCUCCAACCCCGAUCUGAAGCUAUGGGAGAUUGGGAAGAUCAUCGGGGGCAUGUGGAGGGACCUCACUGAUGAGGAAAAGCAGGAUUACUUAAACGAGUAUGAAGCUGAGAAGAUCGAAUAUAAUGACUCCCUGAAGGCCUACCACAACUCCCCGGCGUACCUAGCAUACGUGAAUGCUAAGAACCGUGCCGAAGCGGCUCUGGAGGAGGAGAGCAGGCAGAGACAGUCUCGUCUGGAUAAAGGAGAGCCUUACAUGAGCAUCCAGCCAGCUGAAGAUCCCGAUGAUUACGAUGACGGGUUCUCUAUGAAGCACACAGCAGCAGCUCGAUUCCACAGGAACCACCGUCUGAUCAGUGAUAUCCUGAGUGAGGUGGUGGUGCCUGACGUGCGCUCAGUGGUCACUACGGCGCGCAUGCAAGUGCUGAAACGCCAGGUCCAGUCUCUCAUGGUGCACCAGAGAAAACUUGAAGCGGAGCUGCUGCAGAUUGAGGACAGGCAUCAGGAGAAGAAGAGACGGUUCCUUGAGUCCACCGAUUCCUUCAACAACGAGCUCAAACGGCUGUGCAGUCUGAAGGUGGAGGUGGACAUGGAGAAGCUGGCAGCGGAGAUGGCGGCGGCGGAAGAAGCCGCGAAACGGAGGGCGGAGGAGAGGGAAAGGGAGAGAGAGAAGGAGAGAGAGCGAGAGAAAGAGCGAGAGACGGAGGCAGAGAAGACGGAGAGAGCGACGGAGGAAGAGCAGCAGGGAGCGAGCGGACCAAACAGCAGCGAGCAGAACGCCAGCACUGACAGCAAAGAGCAGGACAAACCCAGUCCAAUGGAGACAGAUGAGGCUCGUGCUGAUGUGUCUGAGGGCCAGCAGGAGUGUGAGGAGCGCACAGUGGAGAAGUCAGAGCAAGCAGAGAGUGGGUUAGAGGAGGGGGCAAGCGACAGUAAUCCUCCUCUAGAGAGAGAAAACAGCACAGAGUCCGCACCCUCUGACUCCGCACCGGAAGAGAGAGCCCCUGCCGCCCCACAGUAACUGAGCAAACCCCACACUCCUGCGCGUGUACACCCUCUGAACCUUGACGUACAGUGAAAUCAAAAGCCCUUAGAGGACACCACCACUUUUCUUUUUCUUUUUUUCUUUUCUUUUUUUUAUUUUUUUAUUUACCCCUUCGUCCUAUAGUAAUACCCCCGACCCAAUUGUAAAACAUUCAUUGAUUUCUUUGGGGCUAAUUAAAACCGCCUCUCUAAGAUUUGCUUUAAUAAAACGGAUGAUAUGUAGACAUUCUUCCUCACACAUUUCCGCAUUAGGCCUACAGAACUUGAAUUAUGUAUGACCUUUAGCACCGCAAGUUAAAAGGUAAUAUAUAAUUCAAAAGGAACGUGUGACCCAAGCUAAUAGUACCUUGGUUUUAUUAUUAGAACUUCACUUCAUUAAGGAACAGUAAAUCUCCCAUUUUAACCAGUGCCAGGCUUUGUGAAGUCAAGAAAAAAGUUCAAUUUUGCUCCCUCUAUGCUCACAUCUCUUAAAAUUCAGAGUUUUUCUCUCAAUUUGAAACCUUAAUUAUAGCUGUAGACUGUUUAUGUAGCCUAAUUUCUUCCCUCUUUUAUUUUCCUAAUAUUCUUUCACUGAGCUGAUUACAUAUCUUGGCAGGAUAUUGCCAUAAAGAGCAGGUGAAACCGUCACCAAUCUCAUUAGGUUGUUAGCCUACAUAUUCUCAUUAAAUGCAAACGUUUUGUACUGUUACAAUGUAUUACCCAAUAAAGUGAUUUAUAUGUCUUAA
This is a messenger RNA of Pangasianodon hypophthalmus (striped catfish), 2234 nucleotides long. RefSeq names its product SWI/SNF related, matrix associated, actin dependent regulator of chromatin, subfamily e, member 1 (gene smarce1). Gene Ontology annotation, biological process: negative regulation of DNA-templated transcription. NCBI's taxonomy places the organism in Eukaryota, Metazoa, Chordata, Actinopteri, Siluriformes, Pangasiidae. Gene Ontology annotation, cellular component: SWI/SNF complex. Gene Ontology annotation, molecular function: nuclear receptor binding; nucleosomal DNA binding. The record is from RefSeq and is a predicted model, not a curated record. The coding region runs from base 200 to 1486 and encodes 428 amino acids. The transcript has 11 exons.